Molecule: messenger RNA, 1678 nt
Organism: Anarrhichthys ocellatus (wolf-eel)
Lineage: Eukaryota; Metazoa; Chordata; Actinopteri; Perciformes; Anarhichadidae
Product: pogo transposable element with KRAB domain
Exons: 3
Coding region: 137-1417 (426 amino acids)
Cellular component (GO): nucleus
Molecular function (GO): sequence-specific DNA binding
Source: RefSeq, a predicted model, not a curated record
CGAAGCGACGCGGUGGUUCCGGUAAAACAUACCGAUUAUAAACCAGUAGAAAUGGUUCUUUAGAGUGAUUUCUUUACAGCCGGUUCCGGUUGUGGAGCUUUAAUACACACACACCCCCGGCGGUAGCAGCAGGAACAUGGCGACCAGACGCAGAUACGACCUCCAGUUCAAAGAGCGCGUGUUGGAGUACGAGGAGCAGAACUCUGCAGAGGAGACGGCGAGACACUUUAACAUCGACAUUAAGAGGAUCCGCUACUGGAGGAGGCAGAAGGAGGAGCUGCUGCUGGUGAGCGAGGAGCUGGAGCAGAAGCUGUGGGAGUGGAUUCACUCGAUGAAACACCAACGCACCGCGGUGACUAGAACCGCGAUCACGAGGAGAGCGCUGGAGAUCUACCCGUCGGUGAGCGACGGGGGGAAGGCCUUCGUGAGCACCGGAUGGCUACAGAACUUCCUGCAGAGGAACCAGCUCUCGAUUCGCCGCCGCUCCGCCGAGCCACCGGCGGACCCCGAGGUCCUCAUGGAGAGACUGGUCGGGUUCAUCGAUCACGUGGGGCGGACGGUGAGCGCCAAGAAGAUCUCAGAGGGCGACAUCUUCGCAAUGGACGAGACGGCGGUUUCUUUAGGUUUAAAGAGACAGAGCCGGAUCACCGUCGUCCUCGCCGCCGCCGCCAACGGCACCAAGCUGAAGCCCUUCAUCGUCUUCAGAGGGACGGACAACGAGGAGCAAGCAAGCGGCGGCGCUGUGGUCAAGUUGUCCGUGAACGGCUGGAUGAGCGAUGCUCUCACCAAAGACUGGCUGCAGGCCGUGGUGGGGAAGUCCAACGGCGCCCCGCGGCUCCUGGUGUGGGACUCGUACCGCUGCCACGUCGGCGCCGCCACCAAGGCUGAGCUGAAUGGCGGCUACGACGUCACGACGGCGGCGAUCCCGAGAGGCUGCACCCGAUUCGUCCAGGCCGCCGACGUGAUGUGGAAAGAGCCCUUCAGGCAGGACGUGCAGGACGCAUACCAGCGCUGGAUGGACGAGGACACCGAGCAGAACCUCAGACCCCCCCCAUGCCGCCUGCUGGUGGACUGGGUGGUCUCAGCGUGGGACAAACUGGACCCGGACCUCAUCAGGAAGUCCUUCAAAGUGUGCGGACUCUCUGUGAAGAGAGACGGCAGUGAGGACCAUCUGGUCCUCUGCUUCGGGGAUGGACAGCCCUGCUCCGCCGGACGGGACCAGCUCACUCGGGUCCGACAGCAGAACCAGAACGACCAGGAGGAGGACCAGGAGGACGAAGAGGAGUUGUUUAACAAUGAACUAGUGGUGCUUGAUGAUGAGGAGGCAGUCCAAGAGAAGGACGCGGUGACACCGGUCAUGUCCACCCCCCCCCCCUCCGGCCCACCUGCAGUGCCCCCUCUGUGGUCACUUCUCUAAGAGCCACGCCCACCAGCUGACUCACCUGGCGGCGUCUCACCCGACCCGUCUGGACAGAGCGACGGUCGGGCGACUCGGAAACAUCCUGAUGUACCAAAACACAGCAAAGCUCUUCCACUGCGUCGAGUGUUUCUACACCAGCAGAGACUUCACCAAGAUAUACAAACACCUCAUCUCUAGACACUGUGAGGACCACCGGGGGGGGGAGGAGGAGAGGAAGACCAGUGAGGAGGAGGAGGGAGAGAAAGAUGCUGUGAAGAG